This is a messenger RNA of Exaiptasia diaphana, 531 nucleotides long. RefSeq lists its product as uncharacterized. Bases 68 to 526 code for a protein of 152 amino acids. The transcript is spliced from 2 exons. The record is from RefSeq and is a predicted model, not a curated record. Lineage: Eukaryota; Metazoa; Cnidaria; Anthozoa; Actiniaria; Aiptasiidae.
AUGGCUGACGAACAGACAACAUAAGCUAAAAGUKGAGCMAGAAAGCAUUUCUUUUCUGCUCACAAAAAUGUCUGAUGAYCAAGAAAGGCAAGAGGAAGAUGUAAAAUCUCUCAAUAGUCAUGCAGUAUCACCUGUUCGCUUUCAAAAUAGGACAGGAAGACGUGUAAAUCUAAUCUGGGUCGACUUCAAUGGAAGACAACGCGUGCAAUUUGAGCUUGAAUCCGAACAAGGAAUCAACUUUAAUACAUAUGUUUCACACCCUUGGAGAGCUGAGGAUACAGAAAGUAGGAACGAACUUCUAUUGAACUUUUAUGAGACUUUUUUUCCGCCUAAUCCAGAAGUUGCUCGUAUAGAUAUGAGGCAGAGAAGAGCAKUGGUCAGGCGACUGAAUGUCAACAUCACCACACCAGUUUACAGACUCGAAAAAUACUGUCGAGAAUCAAUCAAAAGACUUGUUCGAAAGGAUAAACUGGUUGAGCUUCCACUGCCAAAGAUYAUUGUACAGGACCUAUUAGAUGAGUAUUAGACAAU